Polistes canadensis is the source of this 1117-nucleotide messenger RNA. RefSeq names its product icarapin-like. Lineage: Eukaryota; Metazoa; Arthropoda; Insecta; Hymenoptera; Vespidae. The transcript is spliced from 4 exons. The record is from RefSeq and is a predicted model, not a curated record. The coding region runs from base 410 to 1060 and encodes 216 amino acids.
UCGUUCGUUUCGUUUCGUUUCGUGGGGAGCUGCUAAAGCCGCGCGCGAGAAAACCCAACCAACGACUCUACUAGUAAUUCUCAUCGUCAGUACGAAUUCAAUCACCGUUCUUGAAACAGCUUUUGCGAGAGGUUGUUUGCCUUUUUUUGUUUUUGUAAUUUCCUCGAGAGGAAACAAAAAAGGCCCCCGUAUUAGUCGUCUUUGGAAAAAAAAAACAAACAAACAAAACAAAAAAAAAAAAGAAUUUUUCUUUCGGUUCGUUUGUAUUUUUUUUAUUCUCUUUUAAAUUAUUUUUCUCUUUUUUUUUCCCCCCUAUCUCUCUCUCUCUCUCUCUCUCUCUGUCAUUUUUUGUAUCCUCGAUAAAGUGAAAAGAAAAACGCAACAAUAACAACGACACAACAGCGCAACCAUGAAGCUUUUUGUUAAUAUUUUUAUCGUCGCUACGUGCUUCCUAGCAUUUUCUUAUGCAUUUCCUGCUUUUGACACAUCUGAGGAAAGCGAUGAGAAAAAGAAUGUCGAUACUGUCCUCGUCCUUCCUGGAUCAGACAUGGAUGUUUAUAGCAGACCACGCAUUCCAAAUUUACCCGAUUUCAAUGAAUCCGAUGGAUCAUGGCCUUUGUUUAGGCCAAGCUCCUUUGAUUAUCUAAGUGAUACUUUACAUCAAAUAAUGAACCGACUUAGAGAACAAAUGGCCAGUAUUGCAUCCCGUUUCCCAUUAAAUCCUGGAUUUUCAACACCUUGGAGUAAGAUUCCUUUGGGAGGAAACACCACUUCUACUACCAAGAUUAUCAAUGGACACGUAUUGACGAUCAACGAAACGAUUUACAAGGACAACAACGAUACCGAUGGAAUCAUUUUCCGUGUACGUGUCAUUGAUGUUAAACCACAAGAUGAUACAACUAUUAACGAAAACGAAGAUGGCGCGGUAAACCCAACGGUAACGACUACUCCUGAUGAAAAUGAUAACAGCCAAGAAGUUACAACGCCACAACGAAGCGUUGAAACCGUUGAAGAAUUCGAUAAUGAGAUAUCCAAUCGAAGAGAAGUCUUGAACGCUUAACAAACAAACAAAAUAUCAAAAAAAAAAAGCAAAUGAGCAUUUUUAUGAAAUCAAAAA